ACGCAAGCGAUGCUAAAUCAACCGAAGUGAGCGCGAUAUCAAAAAACGAAAAACAAAUGCACGGCAACAACUCCAAAAUCAUCCGUACCAUAACGACCAGCGCUCUCAACGAAAAUCAAACGACCUCUAGCGGCGCAGAGCUCAACAGUCGCAACAACUUUAUACUGGUCCGUAAUUCCAAGGGUACGGAUGGCGGCCAUUUUCUUCUUCGUACCGAUGGACUGGCCCAUUCCAAGAACAAUAUUCUCUUGGAGGACACUGAAGGUGGCAAAAUAGGUCAAAUUUUGAUCCAGCAAAGCGAAAUUAAGAAGGGGGUGCUGGUCCAGUCUGUAAAACGGUUAAGUUCGCCAAUAUUUCUCUUGAGCGGGGGAGACAACAGUAACGGACACAUACUAAUACACACCGCGGCUCCUACUGAAGAAAUCAGGCAUCCUACUAUUGAAAUCGACGAUGGCGGUGAUAAUAUUUUGGUGCAGGCCUUAGAAGGUAUCCACGAUGGCGAUUCGCCCAGCAGCAGGGGAUUGUCUACGCCUAUUGGUUCAGACGGAGAGCCCAUCAAGCUGCCCGAAAACCUGGAAAGUUUGCCCCGAUCUGACCACUUUCCCACGCAGAGGCAUCGCUGGAAUACGAAUGAGGAAAUCGCCGCCAUCCUUAUCAGCUUCGAUCGGCACUCGGAAUGGCAAAGCAAGGAGGUCAAGAUCAGACCAAAAAGCGGCUCCAUGUUGUUAUACAGCAGAAAGAAAGUACGUUACCGUCGAGACGGUUACUGUUGGAAAAAACGGAAAGAUGGCAAAACUACAAGAGAAGAUCACAUGAAGCUAAAAGUCCAAGGAACCGAGUGCAUCUACGGCUGCUACGUCCACUCUGCAAUACUACCAACUUUUCAUCGAAGAUGCUAUUGGCUGCUCCAGAACCCCGACAUCGUUCUUGUUCACUAUUUGAACGUCCCUUAUCCGGACGACAACAAACUAGCCGUCAUAACCCCGAGUCUGGCCCUGUGGGCCGACAAAAAAGAAUGGACGAAGGAGGAGCUGGUUUCGCAACUGAAACCCAUGUUUUUCAGCGAAGACGAGCCGGACAUCAACAACGAAUUAGAAAUAUCGAAUUUCAAAUUACAGACUGCCGAAACAGUGGAGGCCAUAGUCAGUCAAUUAAUGGAAAAGCAGCGGGUAGCCAGACAAGCAGCAUUGGUCAAACAAUUGGAAUGUGGUUGCCCUGAUUCAACAUGUGCGGAUGGCAAGAGUUGUUCUCAUCCCAUGAGAAGGAUAACGGCGGCUAAGGAGGUGGCCAGUUCGCCGUUGCCCAGCUCGAGCUCAAAUUCAAGGCCGCCAAGCAACUCCGACAACAAUAAUCAAGUUUCUUCCACUACGGGAUCGGGACCUAUGUUAUUGGGAAACGGCAAUUCGCCGAGAGUGUAUUCCAGGGAUACACGUAACCAACAGACGGCUCAGAACAACAUCAACUGCUCCUCAAGUUCAGGCAACACACCUCCCUUAGUUCUGAGUCUUUCCCAAAUCCAAGGCGGCGGUGGAUUGCUGAUCCUCAACAGCAAUUCCGGCAACAGCAGUACUAACCAUCAGAAUCUAGUCAAUCCCGUAUCAGUAGCUAAUUUCGUGUGCAAUACAAAUCGCGUGAUUCCCAAAGAAAAACCUAGUCAUUUGGUACUUAAACAAGAAGUCAUGGAGACGAAUCCUUCUUCCUGCUUGCAUUCCUCCAAACAGAAUUCCAAAUCUGUUCAAAGAGAUAUGAAGAUGGAACUGAGCGAAAAUCAUAGACAAUCAGUUUUUCACGAUAAUUCCAUGUAUAAUAAUAGAAAUCACCAUCAACAAACCGAGGUUAUCAUGUCCAGCGCUCCGUCAACUCCGUCGAAGCAUAUGGAUACCAGCCAAGAAGAGGUUGUCGAUGAUUAUAAACAUCAAAAUUUCUGCAGUGAGACAGUAGUGCUUUUAGGAACCGAUUCUAGCGGAUCAUUAGUUAGCAAAAGCGACGGAUCUUCCAUUAUAAACGGGGGGUUUUUCAAUGAGACUUUAGAUUUGUCACAGGAGGACAUUCAAAGAACCCUAUCGGCAAACAUGCCACUGUGUUCAACAGAACUUAAUAAUCAAAACAACGCUCAAGAAGCGAACAAUACUGACCCCCACCAUCAUCAACACCACCAUCACCACCACCAAAACAAGACCCAACAACCGCCACUCACCACCGAAAUCAAUCCCAUGGACUUCAUCGAUAGUUGCGACGUCAUCGUUUCUCCGACGCACGUCGUCGACGAUGACGUGUUCGUCAAUUUGGAUGCGUUCGAUAUGCUCGGCGAGUUUCCCGAUCUGGAAAGUUUAGAUUCUGGUCAUGCUGGACUCCUAGAUGUUAAUCCGUCCGAAAAUAGAAGUAACACGAAGGCACAACCAGAACACCAACAGAACAACCAUCCAAUGGAGGGGUCCGCUAAGAUUACCGAUUAUUCUCCAGAGUGGGCUUAUCCGGAAGGCGGCGUUAAGGUUCUCGUUACCGGGCCUUGGCACUCUUCUGGACCCUAUACCGUACUUUUUGAUACAUUCCCCGUACCUACCACUCUUGUACAAAGUGGUGUGUUACGAUGUUAUUGUCCAGCGCACGAAGCUGGUUUAGCAACCCUGCAAGUAGCAUGCGAUGGUUAUGUGAUUUCCAACUCUGUGAUAUUCGAGUACAAGUUGCCACCUAGAGAGGAACACGUGGCUGCACCUGAACCUAAAGUAGAAAGAUGCAAUGAUAAUUUACUCAAGUUUACCCUCCUCCAAAGACUUGAGGCCAUGGACGACCGGCUACAGAUUAAACAGGAACCUGUGGAUAACGAUGUGGUUGAAGACACGGCUCUAUUCGGACAGGCAAAUUUUGAAGAUCGACUAGUGAGCUUUUGCCAAAAUAUGACGUCACGAAUAUGGAGACACGGUGAAGAGCUCAGUGUCUCCUGGUUCGCUAGUCACAGAGGAAUGACGCUUCUUCAUCUCGCAGCUUCGUUGGGUUAUUCGCGCCUGGUUUGCGCCAUGUUACAUUGGCGCGCUGAAAAUUCUUCAUUACUGCUCGAAACCGAAGUGGACGCUCUUAGCCAAGAUGAAGAUGGAUUCACUCCUUUGAUGUGGGCUUGUGCCAGAGGUCAUAUUGAAACAGCCGUGAUGCUCUACAAAUGGAACCACAACGCGCUCUACAUGAAGAACACUUCGAAUCAGACUGCUCUGGACUGCGCCAGGGCUAACAAUCACUUGGAUCUGGUAAAAGAAAUCGAAAAGCUAGAAUUGAGAAGAGACAAGGCCAAUAUGAUGCUGCAAUCAAAUCAUUCGUCUUCGGAAACCGCUUUAUCUCCCACUAUUAUAUCACCAGCCAGUUCGAUAGCAUCGCUGGUUUCCAUUGCAUCCACUAGCAAGUCACACGACGGGGUUUUCUUGAGACCAGGAGCAGUAACAAGAAGCGAAGUGAAUAAGUAUAAGAUCCUAAACGUGGACCUAGAUUCCGACUCUAACAGCAAACUGAUAACGUCGGCCCCUAGUCCAUUGCUGUCGGAUUUUUCUUCAAGUACCAGAGGUAGCAACGGUCAAAAGUUGGUCAAGCGGCCAUCUAUAGACAGCGGAAUCAACAUGAGCUGUGGCCCGGCUUCAGAAAGUUAUAGACCCAAGAGUUCCAAGGUGUGGAGUAGCCGUGAAGCACCAAAACUUUCCAAAUUUGACAGAAGCAUGUCCCUACCUCUGCAGACCUCGUGUUUAAAAGAUAAUUCUUUUGAUAUUGAGAGUUUGGAUUCUCAUAAAAAGAUGGAUUUUGCAUUGUGCGAGAUAGGGAGUGGUCCCCGAAGCAGUAGCCCUCUGAUAGACGUAGAAGGUGUCUCGGAUGAUGAGAGUGAGCUUCCCAACAGUACUGUAGGGGAGCAAGAUGCCAGAGUAUUAACGCUGGCCGAACAGAUUAUAGCUGCUAUGCCUGAUAGAAUAAAGAACGAGAGUGAGGAGAUGAUGGACAAAAGUCCAUGCCCAACAGAUAAUCUACAAACUACUGAUACCUUAUCUGAUGUGUUUAUGGAACCAUUGUUAGAUCAGUCAUCUUCCAGUUUUGAAUCGACAGAAUUUAAUUUUGAAUUCUCCGAUCACAACUAUAGAUACUACGAUGUCAGUACUCCUUGCUCUAGUUUGAGUCCAGCUUCUUCCAGUUGUUUACAGUCACCUUGCUCCUUCACACUUGAUUCUCCGUCUCCACCACCAACCACCGCUGACUUCUGUGAGUUCUUUCAAGCAUCAGGCACUGUUUUUGAAAAGGAUUUCUCUAAUCUAACACUAUCAGAUCGUGAACAACGCGAACUCUACGAAGCUGCAAAGAUAAUCCAAAAGGCGUACCGCUCCUACAAAGGACGCCAGCAGCAAGAACAAAAUAAAGAAAGGGCAGCGGCCGUCGUCAUCCAAAACUACUACAGACGUUACAAGCAGUACGCCUACUACAAGCAGAUGACCCACGCCGCUAUGGUGAUCCAGAACGGCUACAGAUCUUAUUGCGAACACAAAAGGUUUAAGAAAAGCCAAGAGGCUGCGGUGUGCAUUCAAAACUAUUACCGAAAUUACAAGGAGCAGGGGGGGAGAAGUAGUAGAGAGGGGACACCCGCUUCGAACGGGUUGAAGCGUACUUACUCGCAAAGAAGACAACACCAAGCAGCAAGAAAGAUACAGCAGUUUAUGAGACAGUCCAAGAAUAAAUUACAGAGAGAACGAGCCGAAAGAGAGAAGCAGGGGGGCCAGUCAGCGGAUGCCCAUCAAAAGUCACUGUGUCCAGGGGGCUCUUCCAGUUACAUAGGCCCAAAUAGCAGAUCAAAUAAUACAGACUUAAAAGAAGACUCAAGAAAAAGCAACGAUAAGAAGUGA
This is a messenger RNA of Psylliodes chrysocephalus, 4868 nucleotides long. NCBI's taxonomy places the organism in Eukaryota, Metazoa, Arthropoda, Insecta, Coleoptera, Chrysomelidae. The record is from the annotation of a GenBank genome assembly.